AUGGCAACUAACGAGAAAGGCAUCAGUUACUACAAAUGCAACUCGUUUAAGGAUGACGGGUUGCAUAUUCGUCAUCGAUGUGUUUUUGCUAUGGAAGAAGAGUUGACGGAGGUUAAGAAGGAAGCUGCUGAAGUGAGAAAGAGGCUUUGUAAGAUGGAAUAUAAGAUAAGUGAAAUGCGUGAAGAGAUGAAACAGCUUAAGGAAUUAGUUAAGUAUAGUCAGUAA
Eruca vesicaria subsp. sativa (arugula) is the source of this 225-nucleotide messenger RNA. The record is from the annotation of a GenBank genome assembly. Lineage: Eukaryota; Viridiplantae; Streptophyta; Magnoliopsida; Brassicales; Brassicaceae.